GCUGUGGACCCUCCCAGCGUCUCCUCCUCUCUCUCGCUCUCUCUUCCCUCCUUUCCUCUCCCCGGCUCCCUCCCUCUCUCCCGCUCUCCCUCUCUCUCUUUCUCCUCUCAAUCGCAGGGCUGCGCUCACCGACUCGACACCGCCAACAGGGAUGCAGCGAGGGCGCAGCGCAGCCUGAAAAAUGGCACCACCACGCGUCCUGUGGAUCUAUCCGUCCCUUUACCUCCUGUCAUCCCUGCUUCUUCUUUUUCACGCGUUGUCGCCGUGCCGAGCCUUACGGAAUUACCCGGAGAAUGAAGUUACGUUGCUGGACUCCAUGUCAGCCUUGGCUGACCUGGGCUGGGAGGCUUACCCUAAUGAGGGGUGGGAGGAGAUCAGUGUGAUGGAUGAGAGGAACACCCCAAUGAGGACCUACCAGGUGUGUAACGUCAUGGAGGCCAACCAGAACAACUGGCUGAGGACGCGUCACAUCAGCCGAGAAGGAGCGCAACGCGUCCACAUUGAGAUCAAGUUCACCCUGAGGGACUGUAACAGCCUGCCCGGGGUCCCCGGUACCUGCAAGGAGACAUUCAACAUGUACUACUACGAGUCCAACAAUGCCAACUUGUGGUUCAUCAAGGAAAGCCAGUAUGUGAAGAUCGAUACAAUUGCUGCAGAUGAGAGUUUUACACAGGUGGACGUCGGAGACCGCGUCAUGAAGCUGAACACGGAGGUGCGCGACAUCAGCAACCUGAGCAAAAAGGGUUUCUAUCUGGCCUUCCAGGACCUCGGCGCCUGUAUCGCUCUGGUCUCAGUCAGGGUCUUCUACAAGAAGUGUCCCCUCACUGUGCUCAACUUGGCCCAAUUCCCCGACACAAUAACGGGCGGAGACACGGCGCUGGUGGAGGUCCACGGUGCGUGCGUGAACGCCUCCGAGGAGUUUGAGGCUCCGAAGAUGUACUGCAGUGCAGACGGAGGCUGGCUGGUUCCCAUCGGGAGGUGUGUGUGCAAACCGGGCUUCGAGGAGAACAAGGACGUCUGCCAGCCGUGCAGACCUGGUACCUACAAAGCUUCAGCCACGGAUGCCUACUGCACCAAAUGUCCUCCUCACAGCUCGUCCCCGCAGCUACAGGCUGUCGAGUGUGUUUGCGAGAAAGGUUUCUAUCGUGCUGAGACGGACCCACGCUCCAUGGCCUGCACACGUCCUCCAUCUGCUCCAGAGAACCCCAUUUCCACUGUGAACGAAACCUGCAUCACCUUGGAGUGGUCACCGCCCAGAGACACGGGAGGCCGAGGGGACAUCACCUACAGCCUCCACUGCAGGAAGUGCUCCGGUGACGGCAGGAAGUGCACACCGUGUGGCAGCAGCAUCCAUUUUGUUCCGAGACAGUUCGGCCUCUCGUCAGCCACCGUGCUGGUCACCGACCUGCAGCCGGACUCAAACUACAGCUUCACUGUUGAGAGCCAGAAUGGAGUGUCGGACUUAAGUCCGACACAAAGAGGAACAGUAGUCAUCAAUGUCACCACAUCACAGACAGUGAGCGUUGUGUUGAAGGAGAGGCGGAGCAAGGACAGCGUGACUUUGGCCUGGCAGGGUCCAGAGAGACCCAACGGAGUGAUAGUGGAGUAUGAGGUCAUCUACUAUGAGAAGAAUCAGCGGGAGCAGAACUACACAGUGUUGAAGACUCGCUCCAACAUGAUGACAGUGGAAGGGCUGAAGCCAGGGACUACCUACGUGUUCAGGGUCAGGGCUCGAACCGACGGGGGCUAUGGGAGCUAUGGUGGAGAGAUUGAAUUGGAAACCAGCCACGAAGAUGUUUUUGCUAUCGGGGACCCUAACCAGUCCACCAUUCUGGCUGUGUCCAUCGCCGGGGGAAUCGUUCUCCUCAUCUUCCUGGUGACUUGCUUCGUUGUCAGCGGAAGACACUGUGGCUACAUCAAAGCCAAGCAAGACCCCGAUGAGGAGAAGAUGCAGUUCCAACAUGGCCGAGUCAAGCUGCCAGGCAGCAGGAUCUACAUCCAUCCUCACACCUACGAAGACCCCAACCAGGCUGUCAGGGACUUUGCCAAAGAGAUCGAUGCUUCCAAUAUUCGCAUAGAGCGAGUCAUUGGAGCUGGAGAGUUCGGGGAGGUUUGCAGUGGUCGGCUGCGUGUUCAGGGAAAGAGGGAGAUCUACGUGGCCAUCAAGAGUCUGAAGGCGGGAUACUCUGACAAACAGAGGAGGGACUUCCUGUCUGAGGCCUCCAUCAUGGGCCAGUUUGACCAUCCGAACAUCAUCAGGCUGGAGGGUGUGGUGACAAGAUGUAAACCAGUGAUGAUCAUAACGGAGUUCAUGGAAAACGGAUCUCUGGACACUUUUCUCAAGAAACACGACGGCCAGUUCACGGUGAUCCAGCUGGUCGGCAUGCUGCGCGGCAUCGCCUCAGGCAUGAAGUACCUGUCAGACAUGAGCUACGUUCACCGAGACCUGGCAGCUCGAAACAUCCUGGUCAACAGCAACCUGGUGUGUAAGGUGUCUGACUUUGGCCUGAGUCGAGUUCUGGAGGACGACCCGGAGGCUGCCUACACUACAAGGGGAGGGAAGAUCCCCAUCAGAUGGACGGCUCCAGAGGCCAUCGCCUACAGGAAGUUCACCUCAGCCAGCGAUGUGUGGAGUUACGGUAUCGUCAUGUGGGAGGUGAUUUCAUACGGAGAGAGACCCUACUGGGAGAUGUCCAACCAGGACGUGAUCAAAGCAAUAGAUGAGGGCUACCGUCUUCCCGCUCCUAUGGACUGUCCUGUGGUGUUGCACCAGCUCAUGUUGGACUGCUGGGAGAAGGGACGCAGCGACAGGCCAAAGUUUGGACAGAUUGUCACAAUCCUGGACAAGCUCAUCAGAAACCCAGCCAGCCUCAGAGAGCUGGCCAACAGCUCAGCAUGCAGGGAGGACGCGUCCACCCCAGAGUUCAGUGUGAGCACAGUGGAUGAGUGGUUGGAGGCCAUCAAGAUGGGCCAGUAUAAGGAGAACUUUUCCAGUGCUGGAUAUGUCAGCUUGGACUCAAUCCUCUACAUCAGUGUCAGUGAAUUGGCUAAGAUGGGUGUGACUCUCGCCGGGCACCAGAAGAAGAUUUUGUCCAGCGUGCAGAGCCAGCAGACCCAGGCGACGCACGUCCAAGUAUAACAGUUUCCACACAAACACACAGUGAGACAGAGCCGAAAUGGAUUGCUCCUGUGAAGAGUUUCCCCACUGAGAUGGAGUUGGAAUGGAUGCUCUGUGCUCGGGCCUCCACUGAUUUGGAGACACUCUGAGAUGGAGACAACAUGGAUGCUUGACUCCUUCACCUUUUUGCAGUUUUCACCAUUCUUCCCAUCCUUCGAUGGGCACUCGCACUCAAAAGUCCAAGCAACACAGCCACCGUUACGGAGCAACAGAGGGACACGCGUCCAACAACAAGCACUCCAGACCAUUUCACAUCAUUUCAGGUCAGCAAAAGAAGAAGAAAAAUGAAUUCUUAACUAAAGAAAUUACAAAAAAAAAAUAGAAUAUAAUUAUCAUCACUGUCUGUGAGGUGUACAGUUGUUUUUUUUUUGUUGUUUUUUUACUGUCCUUUUGUUUCUGUUCUCACCUUGAAGAGUUUACAAAGGGUCAGAAGAAAUGUAUAUGUGUAGAUAUGUUUAUAUGGGCUGUGUGUGCCACAACCGUAGAGAUGGACCUAAUGUUUGUAUUGGUGGUGAGGUUUAUAUCGCUCAACCUUAACGGGAGUUAGUCCCUAGUAAAUGUAUGGCCCCCUCCAUUGUAUACAGAAAGCCAAUGAGUGAGCAGAGAUUAUGAAUGACAUGAAUGUGUAGGGCGAGGGGAACAGAAAAACUGGACCUUAAAAGAUAGAGCGGGGUGUCGAUUUUGCUAGCUCAUGUAGGAUGGAAGUAUUAUUCAUUUAAAUUGUGUAUUUGACCAGGACAAGGGCUUCCCUAGAGGCUGCUCUCAGACACACUUCCAUAGCCACCAGACCCAGUGCACCUUUGCUAGUCUGUUUGCGCUUGUGAUGUAACCGAGUGCAAAGAAACAGCCGAAACUGCUUAAGCUGCAGUCAGCACAGAUACAUUUUUCUUCUUCCAUAACUGACUGUUCCAAACAACAUUGUCUGUUCAGCUGUUACAGUAUGAUGAUGUUGGGAAUAUUUCAGCCCAAAAGUUUGCCUUCCCAUGUUUCAGGUGUGUAAAGAAAGUUAUAGUGUUUUUGUGUGGAGCGAAGGUGAUGCUACGGCCAUCAUAGAGUUGACACUGAUAAGAACGUGUACCUUGUUUUUCCCCAGUGUUGUGCCAUGUAACGUCAGCUUGAAAUGUUCAUCUGGGCAACAUACCAUCAUUUCUACUAUACUCCGUCCUUUCAUCAGCUCCUGUGGCUGGAUGGUAACACGAGGCCAGUCACAGUAAUUACAGUGUUUCGUUAAAAUAGUCUGCUUGAUGAGAAGGAGCCUUGGAAUGCACCCUUUUUUUUCCAGCGGGGCAAAAUAUACGCAGUGUUGAUUUUCAGCUGUGCCACCACAAGAGGGUACAUUUUACUUUCAAAAAAAGAUGAUUUGUGUCUUGUUCUGUCUCACUUACUUGUUAUCUGUCUUGCCAACCACUUUCAAGCAUCCCUAGUCUCAAACCGAUGCUGAUAAGGUCAAUUUACAAAACAAUAUUUACAGCAAAAAGAAAAUAAAUUGGUUUGUUGUUGUUUUUUUCCUUAUCAGAGGGAAACUGCUGCUUAUCACAGUAAAUACAAGCGUAGAUAUGAUGGGACCCUCUUUGUGUGCACUGCAUUAAUAGCACUGAACCUGCUUUAGUGUAUUCCCAAACCCAGUUUCAAUAUAUGUGGUACUCUAUAGGACCAACAGUGGCAAAAAGUACAGUAUAUAUGAUUGUAUUAUAGUGUAAAAUAUGUACAGUGUUGAUUUCCAAUGUUAGAAUGUUUGUAAUGAUAACGAUGAUGAUGACUAUGAUGUACUUUUAUUGUGAAAAAGAGAUUUCUGAAGUUCUCGUUCAGGGGCGGGUCAUACAGAAGAAAAGUCGAGGGAGGUGAUUUGUUGGUAUGAUCAAAGGAAUGUAGCAUGGUGCGAAGCUUCAGCUUUGAUUGACAGGUGGCAGUGACUGCAGUUCUAUCAUAGUGUUAGAAUGAGUAGAAUGGACUUUCCUUAUUGAUACACUGGCUUAAUUUGCAAUAUCUCCCGUAAACAGUAAUUACAUGCACUUUUUAAGCCUGUGUUCUACAAAGCAACUCUGAAAAACAAAAAAAAAAAAAAGCUUGUUUGGGUGAGGUACUGUGGAGAUGGAAGGAGAAGGGUUGAGAUAAGACAUGUUCUCAGAUCAAAUUUCUAUCCACGAACACCACAAGUUAAACAGUCGCUAAACCCCUCCCCCAAGCAGAAAUUGUCCAAUCAUAGAUUAGCAACCGUAGCUAGGCACGGCAUACCCGUCAAGCAUAUCCGCAUGCUGGAGCAAUUAGCAUGCACUAAGAGCGUUACUUGGCAUUUAAAGACUUUGGAGGGUGGUUACUUUUUUCAGCCUUUCUAUAACCCAAUAUACAAGGGCAACAGUGUACGGAUUGGAUUGAAAGGGUGUUUGUCUGUUCUAGUGUAAACUGCAAUAGCUAGCAUGCCGUGCUAGCUAGUGUCAUUAAUUACCUAGGUUACAUUUCUUUGUGGGGUGACAGGCUAUGAAAAUAAACGCCACGUUCACAACUAGCUCAUCCACUGCGUUGUAUUUCUCCACUGACUUGAAGCUGAUCUUGGAUGCUGUCAGAGUUACGGGCAACGUUGGCUGUUGUCCCGCUCAUUAUUGGAUUCUUUAAGUUUACACCAGAGCAACCCCAGCCAACAGCCUCGGAGAUAACGCUUCAUGUGCCAAGCACAUUGGUUAUUCUUCACACUAAAAGCCUUUCCUCUUGUAAUGUUUAAAAUGAAGUAUGGCCCCUUUUUAACCUUUUUUUUUUUUUUUUUUUUUUUUAAACAGGGUUUUCAAUUUAAAACAAGUGAGCUAGAAACAUUAAAAAGUCAGCAGGAGACAGCAUUUUCAAGCAACUCAUGGAACUAAAUGAAACUUAACUAGCUUAGCUAUCACAACAUGCCGUUGACAUCGGUCAUUUUAGCCAGGAAGAAAUAAUGUCCAUGGCUAAAAAUGUCUUUUGUCUACAUCUGCCUGAAAUCAAGGACCCAGUGUUUAAUGCUUUUGAUGCUUAACCUGCCGCUCUCAAUGUGCCAUUCCAGAACGAAAAGCUUGACCGGCACGUAGCAACUGUAUCCAAUUUCAACCACGAUAAGGCUCUUGAGUUGUUUUUUCAGCCCUAUUGUUUGAGAAUACAAUAAAAAUACAAUGCAAUUCGGAGAGUCUGAAACUCUACAUUCUACUCUUGCUAACUCUAUGAUUUCACUCUAGCGGACUACCCUUGACCGCUGGCCUUUUAGAUGCCUUAUUUACUGAGCUAUUGUUCUUUUCUGUUGCCCUAUAGAGGCGAUAUUAAGAGUAAAGUGUAUGUACAAGUAGUAUUUAUCUGUGUUCUUAAGAUGACCUCACAUCGACACCCUGGUUUUGUAACAUCCCAGAGACCUUCUCUUCAACAGUACCGUCCCUUUGAUUCCUCUAAGCAGAACAAAGUCAUUUUGUUGCAUCAUGAAUCUUAAAGCUGAUCAUCUGUAAACGCUGAUAGAGAAAUUGGCAGAUUGUUCUUAUUUAUUUGCAUUGAGUCAUACGAUUAACAAUUUGAUAGGCUGCAUUUGGUUGCAAAAAAUAUUGUCACUGGCAAAAUUCCUCAUGCAAUGUCAGGAUUAGAAAAAGACAAUUUUAAGCAUCACUCAAAAAAAUGGGCGCAUUGCAACAAUGUCAUCCCUUUUUCUAUAAACUUAUUCAACACUCACAGUUUAGACAUUUUAAUAAUUCAGAGGUCAUACACACACUAUUCACCCUCAAGGUAAGCUAUGUGGGUUGGUUUACUUGAUACUCAAAUACAGUGUUUGUCCUCCAUACCCCACCAUCUCUCUCUCUCUCACCCUCCCUUUCUUUGGCCACCGUACAAUGCUUAUUUGUCCCCAUGCCAGUUUCCUCAGCGUUGCUUGUUAUAAAGGGUGUAGGCAUUCUAAUGUCUUUCAUGUUGCUGUAAUAAAUAUGCUAAUAUUUCUAAUUUCUCA
Messenger RNA from Anarrhichthys ocellatus (wolf-eel), 7124 nucleotides. RefSeq names its product ephrin type-A receptor 3-like. Lineage: Eukaryota; Metazoa; Chordata; Actinopteri; Perciformes; Anarhichadidae. Gene Ontology annotation, molecular function: transmembrane-ephrin receptor activity; ATP binding; protein binding. The record is from RefSeq and is a predicted model, not a curated record. Gene Ontology annotation, biological process: axon guidance; ephrin receptor signaling pathway; protein phosphorylation. The transcript has 19 exons. Gene Ontology annotation, cellular component: plasma membrane; dendrite. Bases 182 to 3139 code for a protein of 985 amino acids.